Episyrphus balteatus (marmalade hoverfly) is the source of this 1239-nucleotide messenger RNA. RefSeq names its product odorant receptor 49b (gene Or49b). The transcript has 7 exons. The record is from RefSeq and is a predicted model, not a curated record. The coding region runs from base 23 to 1138 and encodes 371 amino acids. Gene Ontology annotation, cellular component: plasma membrane. Gene Ontology annotation, molecular function: olfactory receptor activity; odorant binding. Lineage: Eukaryota; Metazoa; Arthropoda; Insecta; Diptera; Syrphidae. Gene Ontology annotation, biological process: sensory perception of smell; detection of chemical stimulus involved in sensory perception of smell.
AUAAAUUUGUACUUAACCAAAAAUGCUUGAAGAAAUCCAAGUAGUUUAUAUGAGUGUUCGAAUUUUAAAAUUUUGGUCUCUAAUUUAUGAUCACAAUUGGCGAAGAUACUUGUGUUUAUCUUUAACAUCAAUUCUCAAUAUGACUCAAUUUACUUAUAUGUUUUUGACUCAUGAAAGUGUUGAUGCUAAAAUUCGAAAUGCUUAUAUGCUUGUCCUUUGGAGCAAUACAAUUCUUCGGGCAUAUCUUUUGGUCCACCAAAAAGAUAAAUAUGAGAAUUUUUUAGCAGAUUUGCAAUACAUUUAUUAUGAAAUUAAAAAAGAUGGAGAGAAGUAUAUUCAAAGUCUAUUGGACGAAACCAACCUGAUGGGAAAAUAUAUGUCAAGAUUGAAUCUGUUUUUGGGAUUAUUGACUUGUAUUGGAUUUGGAUCGUAUCCUUUGUUUGCCAAUGAAAAGGUCCUUCCAUUUGGUAGUAUUGUUCCAGGAGUCAACGAAUACAAGACCCCAGUUUAUGAAAUCCUCUAUGUUUAUCAAAUGAUUGUCACUCCGAUGGGAUGUUGCAUGUAUAUUCCAUUUACCAGCUUAAUUGUGGCUUUUAUCAUGUUUGCGAUUUUAAUGUGUAAAGUUUUGCAAUAUCGAUUGAGGAAUUUGAAAAAUCCUGGCGAUUCAAACGAAGUGAUCACCAAUAAGUUGAUUUGGUGUAUUAAGUUCCAAAAGACAAUUAUAAGAUACAUUCAAACGGUCAACAAUUUAACAACCUAUAUAUUCUUCCUUGAGUUUAUGGCAUUUGGAAUACUACUAUGCGCAUUGCUUUUUCUUUUAAUUAUUGUCGAUUCACUCGCUCAAGCGGUAAUAGUUUGUGCAUAUAUAACGAUGAUUUUUGCUCAAAUUUUAGCACUUUAUUGGUAUGCUAACGAAUUAUAUCAGGAAACUUUAAAUAUUGCUGCAGCUGCAUAUGAAACAAAUUGGUUUGAAUUUGAAAUUCCUACACAAAAAUUUGUCAUGUUAUUGAUAUUACGUGCUCAGAAACCAUGUUCGUUGAUGGUUGGAAAUGUACAUCCAAUGAAUUUGGAAACAUUUCAGUCACUUUUAAAUGUAUCAUACUCAUAUUUUACAUUGCUUAAAAGGAUUUAUGGCUAAGAAGUGUAUUUAAGUAGUGUUCAGUCUGAGAGAGAUAUUAAAUUAAAAAAAAGUUGUUAAUAAUUGUUAUAAAAUUAUGUUGAAUGAAAACAAAAAGAUAU